This is a messenger RNA of Paramisgurnus dabryanus, 1779 nucleotides long. NCBI's taxonomy places the organism in Eukaryota, Metazoa, Chordata, Actinopteri, Cypriniformes, Cobitidae. The record is from RefSeq and is a predicted model, not a curated record.
AUGUGCUGUGAUGAACUGAGCACAAUAAGAUCAAAGAAAAAAGGUCUGGAUCUGCUAUCAUCACCCUGCAUCCAGCGUCUACCUCUGUCUAGUGACAUCAUCAUUCAGGGACACAGAGUGAUGCUUGGAGAGUUAAAGUUAACCACGUACACAGUUUUUGGAGCUCAUGACAGUUUAGAAGCUGACAGUGAUGAUGUCACUGCUUCAUUCCUCAAUCACAAAUGGAGUCCAGCCGUGGAUGUACACAUCAUAAAGUGUAUACAAAAUGUGUGUGUAUGUUUCAGGCCUCUGGAUCUGUGGGGACCUGAGAAGACAAAGUCCUGCUGUCUGCUGGACGCCCAAUUGUUCCCAGUGUUUAUGCCUCAUUCAGGACCCGUCGGACUGGAGGGUCUCAGUUGGCUGUUGGGAGGUCCUGGGCAGCUAAAAACCUGGAGAGAAGCAUGGAGACUCUCGCUCAGAGAUAUCCUGAUCCUCACUGACCAGCAGGUGGAGUUAAGCUGGAGAGAAGAGCUGUUCUUCAGUGUGGGCCGAAUGAGAGCUGUGGACACUUUACAGGGUCACACUGAUCUCAGUUUACUGCCGUUCUUCAGAGCAGCAGCUCUGGCCGGACAACACGAGGAGCUACUGCACACACUGGACUCAGUGGCUGCAGGCAGCAGUGGUGAUCUGGGCAUAGCUGCACGUUGUCUUGCCUGCAUCGCAGACGUUCUCGGGUGUCUGGCAGGAGAGGGUGAAGGGGGUUUGCGCAGCGGCCCGGCUGCGAACCCUUUAUGGUCAACUGCCUUUAAGCUCCUAGAAGAUGCAAACUUACCUGCAGGUGUUCAGGAAUUGGCUGAGCAAAGAAAGCGUUGGCUCAGCAGGGCAGAUUUUUUGGUACGAGCUGCGAGGCAUUAUGAGGGGGCGGGGCAGAUACUUCUGCGGAAGGCGGUGAUGUCAGCACGCAAGUUUGUGUUCAUUGGCCAAGGUGUGAUGCCACCCAUGGGUGAAUGGCAGGAAGUGGAGUGUCCAGCUCGACUGGAUCUGUCAGGUGGUUGGAGUGACACUGCUCCUAUUGCGUUUGAACAUGGUGGAGUGGUGGUUAAUGUGGCCGUAAAGGUGGAUGGAAAAUGGCCAAUUGGUGCCAAAGUUAGACGAAUUCCUGAACCUCAUCUGCUGUUGGUCAGCACCAGCGGAGAACCCGACUGCAGUAUUUCAACAGAAACAAUCUGUGAGGAUCUUACAGACCUGGAGGAUUAUUGCCAACCAUAUGCACCAGGUGCUCUGCUGAAAGCAGUUUGUGUAUGCAGUGAUCUGGUGUGUUUAUCGUUUCCUCUUUCACUGAAAGAUCAACUGUUGAAGCGCUGGGGUGGAGGACUGGAGCUGCGCAGCUGGUCUACACUACCACAUGGUUCUGGUCUCGGCACCAGCAGUAUCCUGGCAGGCGCAGCUCUUGCUGCAGUGUACAGAAGUACAGGACGGAGCUAUGACACAAUGUCUCUCAUUCAUGAUGUUCUUUACCUGGAGCAGAUACUCACCACUGGUGGUGGAUGGCAGGAUCAGGUUGGUGGUUUGUUUGGAGGAGUGAAGGUCGCUCGAUCAGCAGCUCAGUUACCUCUGAGAGUUGAAGUUGAACAGCUGUCUCUCUCUCAAGACUUCAUGUCUGUCCUACAGCAACAUCUCCUGCUGGUUUACACUGGAAAGACGCGUUUAGCACGAAACCUGCUGCAGCUGGUACGCAUGAUUAUCCUCCAUCGUCCAGAACACAGAGCAGCUGGUGAUCAAUGCAGAAGAGUGUGGUGA